UUGAGAGGGACUUUGCUGAGAGAGAGCUCACCAAGAUAAAGCAACUGCUGUUUGUUUUGUCUAGUCAAGGGAGAGCCAAGGCAACCAAUAUUUUGAGUUUCUUUUAUUUCAUUUGCGAAAGAUUAUUUAAGAAAGGGUGUCGAGGGGAAGUUUCCCGACAGGCAUUUUUAAAGCUGUGUAUUAGCAGACGAGCAGGGGAGUCUUGGAUGUCAACGCCUGACAAACUCUUGAGACCAGCUACCAAACCACGAAAAGGGACUUUCUGAGUCUUUUCUCCGAUGGAAGCAGAAACAGGGAGCACCAUGGAGACCGGAAAGGGCACCAGUCGAGGUGUUCGAAUUGCACUGGCCCUGUUUGUUGGUGGCACCCUGGUCCUGGGCACACUGCUCUUCCUAGUGAGUCAAGGCCUCCUAAGCUUCCAAGCUAAACAGGAGUACUGUCUGAAGCCAGAGUGCAUAGAAGCCGCUGCUGCCAUCAUGAGCAAAGUAAAUCUUUCUGUGGAUCCCUGUGAAAACUUCUUCCGGUUUGCUUGUGACGGCUGGAUAGACAAUAACCCGAUUCCUGAAGAUAUGCCGAGCUUUGGGGUUUAUCCCUGGCUCAGACACAAGGUUGACCUCAAGCUGAAGGCACUUCUGGAGAAACCGGUUAGUCGAAGGCGGGACAUCGAAGCUGUACAGAAAGCCAAAAUCCUUUAUUCAUCCUGCAUGAAUGAGAAGGCGAUUGAAAAAGCAGACGCCAAGCCCCUGCUCCACAUCUUGCGGCAUUCACCUUUCCGCUGGCCUGUGCUCGAAGCUAAUAUUGGUCCUGAAGGGGUUUGGUCAGAGAGAAAAUUCAGCCUCUUGCAGACGCUGGCAGCAUUCCGUGGGCAAUACAGCAAUUCUGUGUUCAUCCGUCUGUACGUGUCCCCCGAUGACAAGGCGUCCAAUGAACACAUCUUGAAGUUGGACCAAGCAACACUCUCCCUGGCUGUGAGGGAAGACUUCCUUGAUAACAGUACGGAGGCCAAAUCUUAUCGGGACGCCCUUUAUAGGUUCAUGGUGGACACUGCGGUGCUUUUAGGAGCUAAUAGCUCUCGAGCUGAACAUGACAUGAAGUCAGUGCUUAGACUGGAAAUCAAGAUAGCCGAGAUAAUGAUUCCACACGAAAACCGAACCAGCGAGGCUAUGUAUAACAAAAUGAACAUCUCAGAACUCAGUGCUAUGAUUCCCCAGUUUGACUGGCUGGGCUACAUCAAGAAGGUCGUGGACACCAGACUCUACCCACACUUGAAAGACAUCGGUCCCUCGGAGAAUGUGGUGGUCCGCGUCCCGCAAUACUUUAAGGACCUAUUUAGGAUAUUAGCUUCGGAGAGGAAGAAAACCAUUGCCAACUACUUGGUGUGGAGAAUGGUUUAUUCCCGAAUUCCAAACCUCAGCAGGCGCUUUCAGUAUAGAUGGCUGGAAUUCUCAAGGGUCAUCCAGGGGACCACGACUCUGCUGCCUCAGUGGGACAAGUGUGUGAACUUCCUGGAGAACGCCCUCCCGUACGUCGUGGGGAAAAUGUUUGUGGACGUCCACUUCCAGGAGGACAAGAAGGAGAUGAUGGAAGAGUUGGUCGAGGGCGUUCGCUGGGCCUUCAUGGACAUGCUGGAGAAGGAAAACGAGUGGAUGGACGCGGGAACAAAAAGGAAAGCCCAAGAAAAGGCAAGAGCUGUUUUGGCAAAAGUCGGCUAUCCAGAAUUCAUAAUGAAUGAUACGCAUGUUAACGAAGACCUCAAGGCGAUGAAAUUCUCGGAGUCGGACUACUUUGGCAACGUGCUGCAAACCCGCAAAUAUUUGGCGCAGUCGGAUUUCUUCUGGCUCCGAAAAGCCGUUCCCAAAACGGAGUGA
Chionomys nivalis (European snow vole) is the source of this 1868-nucleotide messenger RNA. RefSeq names its product phosphate-regulating neutral endopeptidase PHEX. Gene Ontology annotation, cellular component: plasma membrane. The coding region runs from base 279 to 1868 and encodes 529 amino acids. Gene Ontology annotation, molecular function: metalloendopeptidase activity. The transcript is spliced from 14 exons. Gene Ontology annotation, biological process: protein processing. Lineage: Eukaryota; Metazoa; Chordata; Mammalia; Rodentia; Cricetidae. The record is from RefSeq and is a predicted model, not a curated record.